Molecule: messenger RNA, 1901 nt
Organism: Scophthalmus maximus (turbot)
Lineage: Eukaryota; Metazoa; Chordata; Actinopteri; Pleuronectiformes; Scophthalmidae
Gene: junbb
Product: JunB proto-oncogene, AP-1 transcription factor subunit b
Exons: 1
Coding region: 378-1370 (330 amino acids)
Biological process (GO): regulation of cell population proliferation; regulation of cell cycle; regulation of transcription by RNA polymerase II
Cellular component (GO): transcription regulator complex
Molecular function (GO): DNA-binding transcription factor activity, RNA polymerase II-specific; RNA polymerase II cis-regulatory region sequence-specific DNA binding; transcription factor binding
Source: RefSeq, a predicted model, not a curated record
GACUCGCCUGAACACACCUCAACAGACCCGCUCGGCAGGCGCACGCGAGGAGUUUCCCCAGGCAGAAGUUUGUUUCCUUCACUGGGCUGCGAAGAAGAAGAAGACGAAGUAGAGCAGCGGCGAGACGCGGGACGGAGAUUUUUUUACCCGCUGAGAACGAGCUUUUGCCGGACCGUGGGACUUUCACUCUUUCUGUUUUCUUGGGAGUGAAUCAUUUCUGAUUCUGGGACGCUGUUGACAGAGACGAACGGGUGCCCGAGUUGACGCAUGCCCCCUGUGCUGACACUGACAGUUGUCGAUCACCCAGAGACUGUUCCCAUAAGCAGCUGGUAAGCGUCCCCCCACCCCCGUGUUUUUUCCCCCCACUAUACGACUUUAUGUCUACAAAGAUGGAACAGCCUUUUUACCACGACGACUCGUUUCUGUCGGCUUACGGCCACUCCGACGCGGCAUUGCACGACUACAAGCUGCUGAAGCAGAACAUGAAUUUGAACUUGUCCGAGCCCUAUCGCAGCUUGAAGUCCCAGCUGAGGGCCGAGGCGGAGCAGUACCAGGGGGGGCAGCAGGACAUGAUGGGGUCUCUGAAGCUCGCGUCCCCGGAGCUCGAGAGGCUCAUCAUCCAAAACAGCAACGGCGUGAUCACCACUCCCACCCCCGGCCAGUACUUCUACAACCGCGGCAUCACCGACGAGCAGGAGGGGUUCGCUGAGGGGUUCGUCAAAGCCCUGGACGAGCUGCACAAGAUGAACCACAUGCCCCCUCCCAAUGUGUCCAUCGGCGCCGGCGGAGUUACGACGUGUUCGGCGGCGGCACCCAGUGUCUUCGGCUCCGCCCUGCAGCCGGAGCCUCCCAUCUACACAACACUGAACGCCUACUGCCCGAACACGAGUCUCUCUUCCGCAUCCAGCUACCCCACGGCCACCAUCAGCUACCUGCCGCCGCACCAGCAGAGCCACCCGCAGCCGUCGACGCACGGCGCGCACCACCCGUUCCAGCACACGCUGCCCGGCUCCGGGCUCCAUCCGCAGCGGCUCCUCGCUCUGAAGGAGGAGCCCCAGACCGUGCCCGACCUCCUGAGCAGCGACGGCUCGCCUCCGAUGUCUCCCAUCGACCUGGAGACCCAGGAGCGCAUCAAGGCGGAGCGCAAGAGGCUGCGCAACCGACUCGCGGCCACCAAGUGCCGGAAACGCAAGCUGGAGCGCAUCGCCCGGCUGGAGGAGAAGGUGAAGGGCCUGAAGAACGAUAACGCGGGGCUCUCCAACACCGCGUCGGUGCUGCGGGACCAGGUCGCCCAGCUCAAGCAGAAGGUCCUGACGCACGUGAGCAGCGGCUGUCAGCUGAUGCUCACCAGCAAGAUGGAGGCGUUUUGAGCGACAGACACUAUACAAACUGAAUGAAAAGUAAUAACACUGGAGUCGUGUUCUGCAUGCGCGGCACUGGAAUGCCGGGCCCAUGUGUUGUCGGCUUCGGCAGCAGCACAUGGGCCGGGGCGGGGUGGGGGCUAUGUGUAGACAACUCUGUAGAGGCUCUCCGGGGUGAAAAGACUGAUUGAAAAUGGUACUUCCGGAUGCUGGACACCGCUCAAGGGACCAUUCAACCCUACAGAACCCGGCGCAAGCAUCCAGACUGAACAGACACUGAGCGACACACGGCGGGCACGAGCCCACCACAAGUUCUGGUUUUACUCGUGGUAGAAAAUGGGAACGAUACUUUGUACCUUUUGUUUUUUUGCAACUGAUAUUGUCAUGCAAUGCUGCAUUCAUUCUCUCUGUAAAUUAUUUUGUGUUUGUUCGGUUGAUCCAGACAAACUUUAAGAUGUCCAAUGUUUACAAUGUCUUUUUUUUUAUUAUUUGUCUUGUGUAUUUAAGUAAAGUGUCUUCAAAGGAGACGGAAAAUGUGAA